This is a messenger RNA of Cryptomeria japonica (Japanese cedar), 1999 nucleotides long. Its product is annotated as protein DETOXIFICATION 56. The transcript has a single exon. Bases 209 to 1810 code for a protein of 533 amino acids. Gene Ontology annotation, cellular component: membrane. Gene Ontology annotation, molecular function: xenobiotic transmembrane transporter activity; antiporter activity. Gene Ontology annotation, biological process: xenobiotic detoxification by transmembrane export across the plasma membrane. The record is from RefSeq and is a predicted model, not a curated record. NCBI's taxonomy places the organism in Eukaryota, Viridiplantae, Streptophyta, Pinopsida, Cupressales, Cupressaceae.
AGCGACAUGACACGAUACACAACGAGGAGCACUAAAAGUGAUGUGCUGCUUUCUUCCUUUAAAUCCUUUUUAUGUCCAUUAAAACCGCUUUCAUUCACGAGUCACAGCACAACACCCGCCAAAGAUUCCAACGGCUCCCUCUUUAUUCAUUCCUUCCUAUGUAAGCCUGCCACUAAGGCUAAAUAAGAGAGUCGUGUAAGCAACUCAAAUGUGUGCAAGGACCAUUGCCCAACUGACUGAAAUUGUUCAACAAACUUGCUGCAAUUUUGGCAAGACUUGGGAAAUGGGUGCAGAGGACGUGGAGAAAGCCCAUGGCGAAGAAGGAUCAUUAUUGCUGCAGAGAAGCAACACCAAGGAAGAUCUAAAGCAAUGGCCCGGGUGGAAGCAGGUCUUAUGGGAACUCCAAAACCAGAAAUCCAUAGGCUUGCCAAUUGCAGCCAUGAACAUGAUGUGGUUUGGGAGAAUGGUGAUAUCAACAGCCUUUCUAGGAAGGCAGGGGAAGCUAGAAUUGGCAGGAGGAGCCUUAGCCCUCACCUUCGCCAAUGUAACAGCUUUCUCAGUCCUCACAGGCCUUUCUGCUGGAAUGGAGCCUCUCUGCGCCCAAGCCUUCGGAGCAGCCAACUAUAAGCUCCUAGGAGCCACGCUUUACAGAGGAAUCAUACUACUUUUCCUCACAAGCCUCCCCAUAGGAUUCCUAUGGCUAAAUGUGACCAAACUACUGUUGGAAUUGGGCCAAGACAAAGAAAUUUCCAAGGUAGCAGGAACAUACCUAAUGUUUCUCCUGCCUGAUCUGGCGGCAACCUCUGUUUUGGUACCGCUGAGAAUUUACCUGAGAUCACAGUGCAUAACGAAGCCCAUGAUGGUGGCCUCCGCCAUAGCUCUCAUUCUCCACUUGCCCAUCAACAUGGCUUUGCAAAAUCUGGGCGUUAAGGGCACAGCUCUGGCGAUCUUCUGGAGCGACUGCAAUGUGGUAGUCAUGCUCUUAACAUAUGUGUAUAAAACCGGGCUGUAUAAAACUACUCAGGCGGAGAACUGGUGGCGCACUGGCUGGGCUCCAUUGCUGAAGCUCUCGGUGGCCUCAUGUCUGUUAACCUGCUUAGAAUGGUGGUGCUAUGAAAUCCUGAUGCUCAUAACUGGGCGUCUUCCCAAGGCUGAGGAGGCCGUUUCAGAGCUUGUGGUAGUUUUAAAUGGGGAUCAGAUUCUGUACUCUCUGCAAAUAGCAUUGGCGGCUUGCGCCUCCACACGUGUGGGAAACGAAUUGGGGGGAAAUAAUCCGGUGGGGGCGUACCACGCGGCAGUGGUGGCGGUUGGGCUGAGCGUUGUGGUGGGGUGCGCUGGAGCGUCAGCCAUGAUUGUGGGACGCAAUGCCUGGGGAAUGGUGUUCAGCACGGACCAGGGAGUUUUAGGGGGAGUGGGGAAAUUAAUGUGCUUCAUGGCCGUAGCGGAGAUUUUUAACUUUCCGCUCACAGUGGCGGGCGGUGUUCUGCGGGGAACUGCCAGGCCGACUGUGGGUGUGUUUCUGAGCUUGGGUUCUUUCUAUCUGUUUGGUCUCCCCAUUGGAGUUUUUCUUGCCUUUCAAUGGAAGCUCCGAUUAGUUGGGCUUCUGAUGGGCUUUCUGAUUGCCGUUGCAGUUUGUUCUGCUUUGACGUUGGCUGUUGUUUUCCGAACUGAUUGGAUUCACCACACAGUUUUAGCUCAGGAGCUCAUUAAUGGUGAGCAGUCUGAGCUCAAGUCAUGUCAAUCUGGGGAAUUGGAAACAAUUGGGUUGGCUGUGAUGGACGACGGGAAUGGAAAACCAGAGAAGAAAUAGCAAAAAAUGUGAUAAAUCAAAAUUUGGGUUUUGUUAUACACUACAGAGAAUUUUGUUAAGCUCAAUUCGAAACAAAAAUAGUUUCCACUAGUUGGGAUUUAGUAAUAUUAUAUCCGUUUAAAAAGGAUCUCCUCUGAUCAACAGCAUGUAGUUUUCAGAGUUCACAUUAAAAAUAACAAAGUUUUUGAA